Messenger RNA from Pipistrellus kuhlii (Kuhl's pipistrelle), 3319 nucleotides. It is a transcript of the gene THNSL1, whose product is annotated as threonine synthase like 1. Gene Ontology annotation, cellular component: cytoplasm. The transcript has 3 exons. The record is from RefSeq and is a predicted model, not a curated record. The coding region runs from base 1021 to 3252 and encodes 743 amino acids. NCBI's taxonomy places the organism in Eukaryota, Metazoa, Chordata, Mammalia, Chiroptera, Vespertilionidae.
CUAUAAAAUGCAAUAAUUUAAAAUAAUUUUUAAAAACCUCAGUAUCUUCAUAAGAUAGUGGAUUAGGUUUAGACAUCUGAGAAAUUUAGAGAUUGCAUUAGUAUAAGAUGACAAACAAGUUCAUUGAACUAUAUAGCCAGUUCUCAUCAGGAGAUAAUUUUUGAAGUACUAUGUCUUAUUUUAUUAUGGAAGAGAAUUAUAAUAGCAAAUAUUUUAAAUGGGUGAAAAAUGUUGAAUCAUUUUGACUAGGAGGAUUCUGACAAUUUCCCAGAGGAAUUAAAAACUAGGUAAUUUUUAUUAUGGCCAAGAGAUUUGGUCUUUAAGAAAAUGUUUUUGCUUUCUGACUCCUAUGUGAUUGACUUUCAUUUAAUUUCAAAUAGUUUUGUCCUUUGGCUAAGGAAAAAUUUCCUGUUCAUGACCAUUAUACUGAAAAACAUGCUAACAUAUAAUUAAAUUUAAAAAUGUCUAAUAACAUGGCUUUGAAUCAGAAGAGAAAAUGAUAUACAGUUGAUCCUCACUUUUCACAGGUUCCAUAUUUGUGAAUUCUGGCGAAAAUUUAUUUAUAAUCUCUAAUUAAUACAUGCAACACUUUUGUAGUCAUUCUCAGACAUGCACACCGUGGUGAAAAAUUUGAGUUGUCUGAUGUGCAUGUUCCGUGCCUUCUUGUUUCAGCUCUAAUACUGUAGACAAGUGUCCUUUUCAUGUUCUAUUUAGUGCCACAUUUUUCACAUUUUUGUGCUUCUAGUUGGUGAUUUUGCUGUUAAAAAUGACCCCCAAGCAGAGUGCUGAAGUGCUGCCUGGUGUUCCCCAGGCAACAGUGCUAUCAGUGCCUCACAGAGAGAAUGUGGUUGGAUUAGCUUCAUUCAGGCAUGAGUUAAGAGUGCUGUUGGCUGGAGUGCAUUGACUCCACUAUUUUUUUGCAAAGAUUGACUUUGUCUCAGCAUCUGCAAACUCUUCAUCAAGAUUGGAUUAAAGCCAGUUUUUAGAUUGGCUUUGGCAAAAGAAUAAAGUGAAAAGAGAAUGCUCCACUUUAACCGAUGUCAACAUCUGAAACAAAUAACCCAGAAAUGUUUUUCCUUUAUACAUGCUAAAACGGAUAAACAUGCACAGCUAUAUCUUUCAAGAACCUUUGCACUUGCAGAAUUAAGGAAGUCAUGUCACUCAAUUCACUCUCUUGUUGGAGACAAAAAUAUUAUCCUGAUGGGAUUGCCUGGAGCUGGGAAAACAACAGUAGGCAGAAUAAUAGGGCUGAAACUAGGCUGUUGUGUCAUAGAUGUGGAUGAUGAUAUCCUUGAAAAAACCUGGAAUAUGAGUGUGUCUGAAAAAUUACAGGAUGUUGGUAAUGAACAAUUUUUAGAAGAGGAAGGAAAAGCUGUGUUAAACUUCUCUACAUCUGGAAGUGUGAUUUCCCUUACUGGGUCUAACCCAAUGCAUGAUACUAGCAUGUGGCAUCUGAAGAAAAAUGGAAUAAUUGUAUACCUGGAUGUACCUCUAAUAGAUAUAGUUAAUCGUCUAAAGUUAAUGAAAAUAGAUAGGAUUGUAGGUCAGAAUUCUGGGACAACUAUGAUAGACUUACUUAAAUUUAGAAAGCAGUAUUAUAAGAAGUGGUAUGAUACCCGUGUUUUUUGUGAAAUUGGGGCUACCCCAGAGGAGGUAGCUGACAAAGUGCUUAAUGAAGUUAAAAGAUACCAAGAUGUGGACUCAGAAACAUUCAUUUCAACAAGACACAUUUGGCCUAAAGACUGUGAACAGAAGGUUUUGACAAAAUUCUUUAGUGAAGCUGUGAUUGAAGGUUUAGCAUCUGAUGGUGGACUCUUUGUUCCUGAGAAGGAAUUUCCAAAAUUAAGUUGUGGGGAGUGGAAAAGAUUAGUAGGAGCAACCUACAUAGAAAGAGCACAAAUACUGUUGGAAAAGUGUAUACAUCCUGCUGACAUACCUGCUGCCAGAUUGGGAGAAAUGAUUGAAAGUGCUUAUGGGGAAAACUUUGUCUGCUCAAAAAUUGCCCCUGUCAGGCAUCUUUCAGGCAACCAGUUCAUCCUGGAGUUGUUUUAUGGACCAACAGGAUCAUUUAAAGAUUUGUCUUUACAGCUUAUGCCUCAUCUUUUUGCACACUGUAUUCCACCCAGUUGCAAUUAUAUGAUACUUGUAGCAACUUCAGGAGACACAGGGAGUGCUGUCUUAAAUGGUUUUAGUAAUCUUAAUAAAAAUGACAAGCAAAGAAUAGCUGUGGCCACCUUUUUCCCUGAGAAUGGGAUAAGUGAUUUUCAAAAAGCACAGAUAAUUGGCAGUCAGGAAGAAAAUGGAUGGGCAAUAGGUGUCAAGUCGAAUUUUGAUUUUUGCCAGACAGCUAUAAAAAGAAUUUUUAAAGAUUCUGACUUUACUGGCUUUCUUACUGUGGAAUAUGGAACAAUCUUAAGUUCAGCGAAUUCCAUAAACUGGGGCCGAUUGCUUCCCCAAGUAGUUUAUCAUGCUUCUGCAUAUCUCGAUCUUGUUAGCCAAGGCUUUAUUUCCUUUGGAAGCCCAGUGGAUGUCUGUAUUCCCACAGGAAACUUCGGUAACAUUUUAGCCGCAGUGUAUGCCAAAAUGAUGGGAAUCCCUAUUCGAAAAUUUAUUUGUGCCUCGAAUGAGAACCACGUUUUGACUGAUUUUAUAAAAACAGGACAUUAUGACCUAAGAGAAAGGAAAUUAGCACAAACUUUCUCACCAGCAAUAGAUAUUCUUAAAUCUUCAAACCUGGAACGACAUUUACACUUGCUUGCUAAUAAAGAUGGACAAUUAGUGACAAAAUUAUUUAAUCAAUUAGAAGAGCAGCAUCACUUUCAGAUAGAAAAGAAUCUAGUUGAGAAACUUCAGCAGGAUUUUGUAGCCGACUGGUGCUCUGAGGGAGAGUGCCUAGCAGCUAUUCACUCCACCUACAACAAUUCCAGGUAUAUUUUGGAUCCACACACUGCCAUUGCAAAAGUGGUUGCAGAUAGAAUGCAAGACAAAACGUGCCCAGUGAUUGUCACAUCGACAGCUCAUUACUCCAAGUUUGCACCUGCUAUCAUGAAGGCCUUAAAGAUUCAAGAAAUAAACCAAACUUUGUCAAGUCGGCUUUAUUUAUUGAGUUCAUACAAUGCAUUACCUCCACUACACGAGGCAUUAUUGGAGAGGACAAAACAGCAAGAGAAGAUAGAGUAUCAGGUUUGUGCAGCUGAUGAGAUUGUCCUGAAGAGUCAUGUGGAAAAACUAAUACAAAAUCAAUUCAUGUAAGUUUUCUGAGUAAAAUAAUUUUUUGUUAAUAACCAUGCAAUAAUAAAUCACAAAAAAUUUAUUUGGA